GCACGCGUCUAAAGAAAGUACCGGAACACGACUUUCUAGCUCGAAUGUUAUUCCAUUUUCAAAUUUAAAUCGAGAACGUUUUUUAACGAGAAACGGUUCUUUUUAAAUAGUGAAUGAAAGUUUUCUAAAUUUGAUAGAAUCUGUGCAUGUGAGUGUUUAACUUCCGCAUAGCUUCGCAAACAUGGAUUUCAGAAAUUUCGACACGUGGAGCACACUAUCACCUGCAUCAUGGGUCAAGAACAAUCACUCGCACAGGCCAGCGUUGCGCCAGUGAGGCACUAUCAAGAUAAUUACGCAAACAGAAUUCAUAGAGCAUCAUCCGUUGACCUACCAACCGACUACCAUAAAGACUACCGCAAGUUACGGAGAAGCACAGACAGUUACAAGAGCGACAAUUCAUCAACAGAAAGCAGCGGAUACAGAAGCGGUUCGAGUGCCUAUGAUCGGCGUUCAGACAGAUCAUCUAAAUCCAACUAUUACUGCAUACCACUGUAUAAAAACGAUCACUAUAAAGAAAUAAAUAAAGAACUCUACAGGCAAGUCAAGAUCCCGAAAGAUAAGCGCCAUAAGCUUCAACCUUUCCAUGAUAACGAAAUAAAAACCGAACGCAUCAAAAGUUACCUUAGCGAUACAGAAAAGGCUAAAGCGAAGCCGGCCCCAACGCCUAAGAAGGCGGGAAUACGAAAUUAUACACCUAAAAUUAUAUCUGCUGAGGAGGAGACGAAGAAAGUAGAUAGUUGGAUAUAA
Molecule: messenger RNA, 747 nt
Organism: Pieris brassicae (large cabbage white)
Lineage: Eukaryota; Metazoa; Arthropoda; Insecta; Lepidoptera; Pieridae
Exons: 2
Coding region: 229-747 (172 amino acids)
Source: RefSeq, a predicted model, not a curated record